AAAUCAACAACAUCAUUAUCAACAAUAUCAAUAAUCAUAUUUAUCAGAAGAAUUAUAGAGAUGAAUUUAUUAAUACUUUUCUGAUAAAAACUAAUUUCUGAUACUUGGGUUUUAUCCAAUUUAUCAGCACUAUAAAUUCAUAACGGUUUUUUUUAUCUUGCUUUGACUUUUUCACUGCUUGUUAAACGACAAACUACUGUUGAGAGAGUAUUUUAUUUAUAAGCCCCCGACAUAUCAAUUAGAUUUGUCCUCGAAAGUUAUUAGAGCCGAUGAGCAACGACUUUAAGUACGUAAUACUUACACUUGUAACUAACUUUAUAAUAUAAAAAAGCAAUCACAAUGACCACGAUGGGUGUGACUGUUUACUGCAACCGUGUUCAAAUAAAUGGGGAGCAAGAACAGUUGAUGCUGUUACGGACAUUACAAGAUAAUGAAAGCAAUAUUUUAGGAAAUCAAUCACACAUAACAACUGUCCAGAAAGGUCUAAACAACACUCAUAAUGCUAAUGCUGCUCUUCCACCAUAUGAUCCAUCUAGAUUAAAAAAACAUGGGAAAAAUGGUCAACCACCCCCUGUUGCUGUUGCUAAACGUAAUGCUAGAGAACGUAACAGGGUGAAACAAGUUAAUAAUGGCUUUGCUACCUUACGACAACAUAUUCCAAGUCAUAUUGCUGCUGGUUAUGGUGAUCGUGGUAAAAAAUUAUCUAAAGUGGAAACGCUUAGGAUGGCAGUGGAGUAUAUCAGAGGAUUACAAAGACUAUUAGCAGAAGCUGAUGGUGUUGAGUAUGAUUCUAAUUCUAUUGCUCAUAAUGUGCCAUCACCAAGUAGUAGUAUUGUUUCACCAUCAGGACACAGUGGUGUUGGUGAGAGACUUGUUCUUGAGGAUGAUGUAAAUGCUGAAGAGGAAUCUAGAGACAUGUUACAUGAGGAAGGAGAUGACGAGUCGAAACGUAAAAAAUUGUCGACUCGGUUAUCACCAAAUAUUUUAACCACAUCAACAUCCCCUAGAAGUUUUUAUAAACAAACAACUGGUGAUGAAGAGAACCUAGAACCUAGAGGGUUAUCAAGCACAGGAUUGGAUACAUUUUCUCGUCUGUCACCAACGUCUUUGGCAUCACCACAAACUGAAUACUAUAAUCAAAAUGAAGAAAAUCUUGAACCACAAAUAUUAUCACCCUACAGUGGUGCCGGAGAUAGCGAAGAAGGUGGUACAAUUUACACUGCAAGUCCUGAGGCAUUUUCGGGCGCGUUAUAUUAUAAACAGGAGAUCACUGAGUCCGGAGAGUUCAUGGACGUGGUCAGUUGGUGGGAACCGGAACCUCUGGUGCAUCACACUCAGCCACAUGCUCAACGGCUCACACAUGUCUGAUCGUAACCCAGCAAACCGAUGACUUGAGGACUUCCUGAUGCAGACUAAAUAAAUCAUCGUAUUAAUAAUCAGUUGAAUAUUACAUCACUUUAUCGGAAUUUCUUGUGCAAAUGAAGAUCAAACGAAAUUUACAAGAAUCAACUAAACAGUACUUAUGAUCAUUUAAUGAUUAUUAAUUUAAUUAAUUAAACAUUUUUAAUGUUUAUUCCACAGUGAAUUCUAAAUGAUGUAUAUUUAUAUAAUAAUAUAAUUGAACUACAGUAUAAGUCUAAUCUAAAACCUGCAUAAGUUGUUAUCGUUGUAGGUAAUUACAGAAUGUCUUUGAAGCAUAAUGAAAUAGUUUAUUAUUGAAACAACCGUAAUAAUAAUAAUAGUAAUAAUAAUUUGUAAAAUUAUUUUUUAUACACAUCAAUGUUGGCAUCAAAUGUAGUGCCUUAAACAAGUCGUAUUAAGAAACGAAUUAUUUACUCGAUUGUAUAAAGUAAGUUUGACUCCUGGAAAGUUUAACACUAAUGAUUAUUUAUGUAUUUAAAGUAUUUAAUUAAAUUUUUAUAUGCGUUGAUUGUGAAUUGAUGAGUAAUUAAUUUUAAACGAUGAUCAUUGUAUUAAUUUUGCCCAAGAAAAUUUUCAACAAUUAGAGUAAUGAAAAGUCAAUAUUUUUAACGAAUAAAUUAUUUAAUCGAAUAUUAAAAUAUGCGUUAUUUGAAUGCCAUGUGAUAAAUCAGGUGAAUAGUAUCUUUUGCUUGGCCAUAUGAAUUAUAUUAAAGAUAAUUCGGAUACUUUUGAUAAAAUACAAAAAAUAGCAUUCAAAUAAAUCAAGUAUUGAUUAAAAGAAAAGACAGUUGUGUAUAGUAAAAGCAAUUAAAUAGAUUCCAAUGUAUAAUAAUAAUGUCAAGUUUGGAUGCUAUUAAAUUUAUAAAUUUUGCAAACUACUGUUAUUGUAUAAGUAUGAUUCAUGAAUAUUAAAUAGUACUUAUGCUUGCUCAAAAGAUGCAUGAUUGAACUUCUUAAAUAAAAUAUUUUUGGAUCAACUUUAUUGCUAGGUUUUAUGCAACGUUGUGAGUACUUAUUUACUUUAGGGAAUAUUUGAGCUCAUAAGUAGUUUAAAAAAUUUAAAUAAAUAGGAUAAUAAAUUAAACAUCAAUAUAGUAUUUUUAAACUAUAAA
This is a messenger RNA of Chelonus insularis, 2534 nucleotides long. RefSeq lists its product as uncharacterized. Gene Ontology annotation, biological process: regulation of transcription by RNA polymerase II; developmental process. The record is from RefSeq and is a predicted model, not a curated record. NCBI's taxonomy places the organism in Eukaryota, Metazoa, Arthropoda, Insecta, Hymenoptera, Braconidae. Gene Ontology annotation, molecular function: protein dimerization activity; RNA polymerase II transcription regulatory region sequence-specific DNA binding; DNA-binding transcription factor activity, RNA polymerase II-specific. Bases 340 to 1368 code for a protein of 342 amino acids. The transcript has 3 exons.